This is a messenger RNA of Besnoitia besnoiti, 1851 nucleotides long. RefSeq lists its product as uncharacterized. The transcript has 4 exons. Lineage: Eukaryota; Apicomplexa; Conoidasida; Eucoccidiorida; Sarcocystidae. The coding region runs from base 1 to 1851 and encodes 616 amino acids. The record is from RefSeq and is a predicted model, not a curated record.
AUGAACGCAGCCGCCGGGGGCGGAAGGCCCCGCGGCCUGAGAUUUAGCCGCCGCGACCCUGCAGAAAGCCUCCGACUCAAACCGUCCUCUAUUCCUGAAGAUUCCUUUUCUUCUUCCUCUUCGUUUUCUCCUUCUUACUCUUCUUUUUCUUCGUCUUCAUCUUCUUUUUCGUCUCUUGCCGCGGCCUCGAUUCCGCAGACCCGUGGAUCGGCGGAGCGGAACGCCUCGCGGCUCUCGCCGGAGUUGCGUUGUGCCGGUCGCAGGCUGCCUGAGGAUGCUUCGCGGCGCCUGCGCCUGUUGCGUUCGCCUUCUUUCUCGGAGGGGGAAGACGCCCACAGCGACGCCGGACGAGACUACGCAAAGCGGAGACCUCGCGCAGCAGAGGCGAGAGAAUACAAGAGGCUCCGCCGUGGGCGGGACGCAGAAACCGCGCUGCGUGAGGGAGGAGAUGAGCGUUUUGGGGGACGCCGCGAGGAAAAGAAAGAGGACGGUCGACAAACGGCGUUCUACGCGGCGCUGCAGGAGGGCGUAUUUGCUCAGAGGCUGUGGCGCGUCAUCGACCCCUCGGGGCCGUGGCUUCUGAAGUGCCGCGGUUUCGAGGAGGAACUCGGCGAAGAUUCGCGGCGACGCCUUGACUUUGCUGGAGCAACCGGAAGAGAUCAUCACGAAGCGCGAGAAGAAGAAAGGCAAGAAGAUGAGGAGGCAGAACGAGAAGAAGAUGAAGAAGAAGAGACGCAAGCUCUCUCUGGCGAGAGUGCGACGGAUGCUGAGGAAAGCAACCUCGCCGCCGGCCUCGCCUCCUUCGCACUCUCCUCAGCUGCGCUGGUUCGGCGCGUGAGCAGUCUCCUCUGCUCGGCCUCCGCGGCCUCCACGUCGAUUCAGAUCGCCUCCGCUGAGCCGGCGGGUGCUGCAGAUGAGUCGCCUCCUUGCGAGCGGGUUCUCGUUCUCUCCGAGGUGAUUGAAGGCAUUCUCCCACUCCGCGUCCGCUUGCCUCUGUCGCUUCUGAGCCAGUCUGCCGCGGUGCUGCGGCAGCAGCUCUUUCUCCCCAGUCUCGCGCUGCUGGCUGUCUUCCAGCGCGAGCUUGCGCAGCUGCACGCGAAGGUCUUUCCCGCCGCCUCCGCGGCGGAGGAGGAAGGCGCUCGCGGCGAGGAGGCGCUCGCCAAGCGCAUCCGAAAGGCGGUCGCCGUGGAGUUCCUCGCGCCAGCCUUGCGCGUGGCGGGGGAGUCCGCGGCUGCCUCUGCACUGGCGCCGCUACUGCCUUCCAGAGACCUGACCACCUCUCUCACCACGCCUCAGCGAGCUCCGUCGCCGUGCGCCGCCGAGGCGACAUCCCCAGAGACGCCCACCUGGCCUGCGGAGCUUUUCCGCUGGACGCGGCCGACGGCUGCUGCGUACUCGGCGCUGACUGCAGCAUUGCUGCCGCCUCCCUGCCGAGCGGACGUCUACUCGGUUUUCUCCUCAAAAGCUGCUUCUUUUGGUUCCCUUGAUUUUUCUGCGUCUCUUGCACCUGCUGCGCCUUCGUCUCUUGCACCUGCUGCGCCUUCGUCUUUUGCGUUGCGCCGCGAUGAGAGGAAAGUCGAAAAGGCGAGACCUCCUGCCAGCGGCGUCGCUGUGGAGCGCCACGCGCCCCUGACGAAGCCGGCAGAUUUGUUCGCGGCAGCCGCGUACCCCCCGCGAGUCGCCGUCGAGCGCGUGGAGGCUGACGGCGACACGCUCUCUCGGCCGAAAGCCGAAAUCCCCGCGAUGAGAAUCGUCGUGCCCAGCCUCGAGACGCGGCGACGCGACACCGGAGGGCGCGGCCGCGGGCUGACGCUCGCCGCGAGCGAAAAAUCCCUUCAAACGAAAACCUGA